AUGCUGCGUUUGAAGACCACGACGCCCUUCUUUGGGCUCGGGAGGCGCCCGCUCUCUCUCGUCCUGGACGUGCCCUUGAUUGCUCGUGCAGACAAGGGGGAGAGCGGAAUCGAGCCGGCAAAGGAGCAGGCCAAGGCGAGCGCCAAAGAGGCCAAGAGGCAGACCAAGGAGCGCCUGGAAAGCCUCGGUGGUUCCGCCAAGGAUCUGGCUCGCAAGGCCGCGGAGGCCGCCGAGGAGGCCCGGGUCUUCGCCAUGAAUGAGACCGAGCAGCUCAAGGCCAUGGCGAUCUCGCAGAAGGAGAAGCUGAUUUCCGCGCAAGACGAAAUGGUGCGCCGCGCCGAGAUGGAAGCCCACAUGGAGGAGGCGAAGGAGAAGGCGAGGGAGAAGGCCAGCGCCGCGGCGGCCGCUGCAAAAGAUGCAAAGGAGGAUCUCGUCGACGCAGGCAAGGAGACGGCAGCCGCGACGAAAGCCGCGGCGCAGAAGGCCGCCGAGGAGCACGUCCCCGAGGCCGUCCAGGGGGCCGCGGAGGCCGUCGCGGAGGAGGCUGCGGAGACCUUGAAGGAGCGCGGCAAGCCGACGCCGAGCAAGGAGGCCGCGCGGCAGGCCGGGAAGGUGCACCUGUCCGAGCGCUACGACGACCCCCGCAGCGAGGACGCGGAGCGCUGA
Pedinophyceae sp. YPF-701 is the source of this 666-nucleotide messenger RNA. Lineage: Eukaryota; Viridiplantae; Chlorophyta; Pedinophyceae. The record is from the annotation of a GenBank genome assembly.